AUGUUUGUUGUGGUGCUGGAAGCACGUGUUGGUGACGAACGGUCGGUUCUGAUUGACAAAGUUCUGCAAUCUCCCGCCACUGUCACAUCGAGAACCAAGCCCAAAGCGGCCAAUAAAAUGAGCGUUUGUAGAUUCACCAGGUCCAGUCCGACCAUUCCAGUCCCCGACAAGAAUCAGCGGAUCGCGGUGAGGGAAUCUUUCAAAUAACGCUUGCAGCUGCGAGUAAAACACCUUUUUAUCGCGCCGUUAGACAGCUGAAGUUGUUGCAUGCACUGAGACGGCCGGGAUGUUCGUGAAGUGACCGUCUAGUUGCCCGUAGACCAUCCGGUCAUUGAUUGGUUCCCAAGUAAGUGAAGUAUGAUUCGCUUCUUGAAAUAGGGCGAUCGCCACAUCGUGUCUGCAGAGGGUACAGGGUGAAGUGUGAGUUGGCUACGGGAAUCUUUGUUUCCCAAGAGCCUGAGCCGGGAAGUCGGGCUUCAGGCAGGCAGCAGACAUCCACAUUGUACUGAUAGAGGCUGCGCGCGGUCAGACUUUGGGUACCAGGGUCCAGGAACGUUCGCACAUUUCAGCACCCAAUAUCAAGAGUCCGUGCCCGAUUGGGCAGUCCAGCCUGCAUACUAUUCGCCUGCACCAAGGUUUCGGAGCACGUCCGCUCCCACGGGCGCCGUAGCAUGGAACGUAAUACUGUAUUCGGACGUACACUAGGUGGGCUAACACACGAAAUGUCAACCGAAAUUCUGAAAUGCGUUUUCGUUUCUAAAAGAUUGAUUAAGUAAGGUUGUUAAAGUAGCCAGCCUGCAACAUAAUUCUAUAAUAUUUCAAUUACCUCAGGAUGCCGGUUUUCGAGGGAACUUCCUUCCGGCUGCGUGCAAAAACUACACCGUAAAAAAUGACUACUUAUGUAGCCUGAAUUUUUCUCAUUGUUUUUCAAUGCCCCUAAAAGUUCAGUUAUAUUUCAUGGAAAACAUGCAUAAAAAUAUUCAUUCUUUUGCUCAUUCGGUAGACAAUUACGUCUUCUUCUAAUUUUAUACUCGAAAGAGGGACAUAAUUCGGUUUCAGAGUUUCCGAACUACAAGCCGUAUAUUUUUCGCGUACGGAAAACCACACAUUUCUCUACGGUAAGAAGGGGGGACCAUAUAGGGUUCAUAAAAUUAAGUAGUGGAUUUGAUCCAUAUUGUUAACUUUACAAGCCACAUUGGUAAAUGCAGAGAUGGCGAUUUAUGAACGGCCAUUUCACGGUAUUUAAAAGUCCCACAAUUAGAAACUUCUUUAAAAGCGAAUUAUGUGCCUCCUUCGAGUAGAGAAUUAGAAGAAGACGUAAUUUACUACCGAAUGGGCAAACGAAAUAAUAUUUUUAAGCAUGUUUUCCAUUAAGUAUAAUUGGACUUUUAGGGGCAUCGAAAAUAAAUGAGAAAAAUUCAUGCUAAUCAAGUAGUCAUUUUUUACAGAAUGUAGUUUUUGCAUGCAGCCGGAAAGAAGUUCAUUCGAAAGCCGGCAUCCUGAGGUAACUGAAUUAUUAUAGAAUUAUGCUGCACGAUGAUGAGUUUUACAACCCUUCUUAAUUAAUCUUUUCGAAACGAAAACGCAUUUUGGAAUUUCGGUUGACAUUUCAUGAGUUAGCCCACCUACCGUAUCUUCAUGAGGUUUCUUGGAAAAUAUGGAUACGGGUGAGUCCCCCAACAGCCGCUUGAAUUAUUUGAUUAGGCUCAAUAAUCUAAUCACAAGGCAGUAGUGGCAAACGAACUUAUUUAAUGGUGGUUCACGGUCGCCAUGCCUCAGUGCCGUUAUCGGGCUUUGCGGAUUUUUUAUAAGGCAUGCAGCGUGCCAGACCUCAGCCCUCCGUAGCCUGGUAGGACUGCUGCUGCUGCUGCUGCUGCGGCUGCUGCUGCUGCUGCUGCUGCUGCUGCUGCUGCUGCUGCUGCUGCUGCUGCUGCUGCUGCUGCUGCUGCUGCUGCUGCUGCUGCUGCUGCUGCUGCUGCUGCUGCUGCUGCUGCUGGUGGUGGUGGUGGUGGUGGUGGUGGUGGUGGUGGUGGUGGUGGUGGUGGUGGUGGUGGUGGUGGUGGUUCGCGACUGCCUAUUCGUCAUUCCUGA
This is a messenger RNA of Spirometra erinaceieuropaei, 2091 nucleotides long. The record is from the annotation of a GenBank genome assembly. Lineage: Eukaryota; Metazoa; Platyhelminthes; Cestoda; Diphyllobothriidea; Diphyllobothriidae.